Olea europaea var. sylvestris is the source of this 2039-nucleotide messenger RNA. RefSeq names its product probable inactive tRNA-specific adenosine deaminase-like protein 3. The record is from RefSeq and is a predicted model, not a curated record. Gene Ontology annotation, cellular component: nucleus; cytoplasm. Gene Ontology annotation, biological process: tRNA wobble adenosine to inosine editing. The transcript is spliced from 4 exons. Gene Ontology annotation, molecular function: tRNA-specific adenosine-34 deaminase activity. The coding region runs from base 481 to 1776 and encodes 431 amino acids. Lineage: Eukaryota; Viridiplantae; Streptophyta; Magnoliopsida; Lamiales; Oleaceae.
UCCUGUCUACUUUAUAUUUGUUGGGGCUUUGUCACUUCAUCAUAUUCCCCAAUCGUCCGGCGGCCGAGAACCUCAUCACAACCACUGCUCCGCUAUGGCGUCAGAGAAGAAGCUGUCUAAUCCGGUGAGAGAGAUCAAAGUACAGAAGCUUGUCCUCAACAUCUCCGUUGGCGAGAGUGGAGAUCGUCUUACCAGAGCCGCUAGGAUUUUAGAGCAACUCAGUGGCCAAUCUCUUUUUUUCUCUAAGGCUGACUGUUGCUGAGGCAUCCCAGGAAAUAAGUUUAAAGAUGGAAGGGUUUAGGAAGCUGCAGAAGUAACAUAUUGCAGUGCAUUGUGCAUUGAAAAAACCCAUGCCAUCAAACUUCCCAGAUAGAAAAGCAAGGAAAGAGUUAGCUAAGCUGCCAACAUUUCUAGGACAGAGCAUUCAGAAAAACAUAAAACCCAGUCUUAAGAAUUCUUGAAGUUCAAAAUCAGGACGCAAUGAUUGGGAGCACUGAUGAACGAACCACGAGUUCAUCCGACUGUUGGAAAAUCAUUCACAUUCCAGACAAGCCUCCCAUUCCUCCUGACAACCAACCCACCAUCAAUGUGCAUGCUGCUGCAAUUGAACCUCGACAUGCCAAUACUAUAGUAAGGAAGUUAAAUCAGAUUGCGCCGCUAGAAAAUCUCCGUCAUGUGAAGCGUGUGCACAAGAGGUGUAUGGGUGGAGGAAAAUUUGAAUUGUUUGUGGUUUUAUGUAUGGCUUUGGAAAAUGAUGGCAAGUGCAACCAUAUGCCAGAGGAAGUUCUUCAGCUCGUAAAUUUGUACAAUUUAAGUACUUUCAUCACAAAAGUAUGCAGAUAUGCUGCAUCAACAAAGGAAGAAUGGGAAGGACAAUGCAAGCUAUGGCCAACUUCUUUCCAUCCACCCACCUACAAUAUUGAUGGAAUAACUGGAUUUAGUGAGGAGGAUUCACAGUCAAUUUUCCGCUUCAUGAAGUUUGCAGUUGGUUUGGCAAAAUCUGGUAUUGGCUCAGUUGUCAAUGCUGCUGUAAUUGUGGAUCCUUCAACGAUGCAAGUUAUUGCAAGCUCACGAGACCAAGUCCUGUCUUGUAAUACUCCCAUAAAAAGGAGCAAUGGAGAAACAUGUUGCUCAAGGCUUCCAGAAGCAAUUCAACAUGACACCAUUGAAACAGAAGAUCGCCCAUCCUUGCUUUCAAAAUGUUUGUCCAUUAAUGCGCUUACAUAUAGUCGUGUUUCUUGUUUAAAUCCUUGGAGCUGGCUUGAACAAAAAUUACAUGCAAGUUCUGGUUCUUGGCAUCCUUUACAACAUGCAGCAAUUGUUGCAAUUGAAAAUUCUGCUGCGAGGGACAGGCAUCUUUUUUCGGGAGAUGAACGCAUAGCAGAUGAAUUUGUUCAUGAGGACUAUAAGAUGUCGUCUCCAACAUGUUCUCUGAAAAGACAAAAGAUCAACCUUGUAAAUGUUAACGAUGAUGAGAAUGUGAAAUUCCAGAAAAAUGAUCUUCGUUUCGACUCAACCAGACCUUAUUUAUGCACUGGUUAUGACAUUUACCUUGUGUGGGAGCCAUGCACAAUGUGUGCAAUGGCACUCGUGCAUCAACGAAUUAGACGUAUAUUUUAUGCAUUUCCGAAUUCAAGUGACGGUGCUCUGGGAAGUGUUCACAGGUUACAGGGGGAGAAAAGCUUGAACCAUCAUUAUGCUGUUUUUAGGGUCUUGAUUCCUGAAGAUGUCCUAAAAAGUGAAGCAUUAUUUGCAAUAGGUGCUGAGAAUUGUUAAACUGCAGUUCAGGUUUUCUAGUUGUUCCUAGAGUUUUAGGAAAGUGAAUAUUUUUUUGCUGGGAAGGAUAAUUUUCUAACUCAACGGUUUUUUGAGGAAUACUUGUAAUUCAAGAAGGAUAUAUUCACUAGAAUUCAAUCACUUGUGUGCCAUCCUUGUAGGAAUAUGGGCUGUUACAAGAAGCUGCCAAGGUGACGGGAAUUGAAACUGAGAAUCAAUUGAAGACUGGAAAUAAAACAGAUUUUGAUUUAGUUUUUUCUUUU